Messenger RNA from Capra hircus (goat), 514 nucleotides. RefSeq names its product complement factor H-related protein 3-like. The annotation marks the transcript as partial. The transcript has 4 exons. The record is from RefSeq and is a predicted model, not a curated record. NCBI's taxonomy places the organism in Eukaryota, Metazoa, Chordata, Mammalia, Artiodactyla, Bovidae.
ACUAGGUAACUGCAAAUGAAGCAGAUUUUUGAACCCUAAACAGUGCAACUGGAGUAUUUGUGUGAAUGUACCACUGGGAAAAUCUAACAUGUUGUUGUUAAUCAAUGUCCUUCUCACCUUGUGGUUUUACACUGCUCAUGGACAGGGGAAACACUGUAAUUAUCCAGUAAUAAAACAUGGACGGCUUUAUCAUUCAUACAGAGGACGCUUUCCAGCACGUGUAAAUCAACAGUUUCUCUAUAACUGUGAUCAGUAUUUUGUGUCUCCUUCACAAUAUUCCUCAGAUUACCUGACUUGCACAGCAGAAGGAUGGUCUCCAGAAGAACCAUGCCUCAGAGAAUGUAUUUUCCAUAAUUUGGAAAUGGAUAUAACCCAAGUAGUGAAAAAAAAGUUCUACAGGGUGAAACUGGAAGCGCAGCCAGAAACUGUCGGCACAGAGACUGUCUUUGCUGCAUUGAUAGAAGCAUACGAGCUUCAGAAUUCUCUCCUAGGAGGAAUUGAGUACAUGGGACAG